This is a messenger RNA of Brassicogethes aeneus, 1513 nucleotides long. The record is from the annotation of a GenBank genome assembly. Lineage: Eukaryota; Metazoa; Arthropoda; Insecta; Coleoptera; Nitidulidae.
UUUCGACUGGUUGGCAGCACUGGUUUACCUUUAAAUUAUAAAAAAAUGGAGGUUUUAAAACUUGUUGCUUUGCAUGCAUUCAGAAUAAUGGCACGAAGAAAUAGCUUUUCCAAAAGAUGCUAUUCCUUAAAAAACAUAAAAACAUUCUCUGAAGUGCCUACAUUAAAAUCAUAUCCACUAGUUGGCCAUACAUAUUUAUUUUUGCAAAAUGGACCAUAUAAAUUUGAGAGGUUAACUGAAGCAGUGCUGGAUAUAAGCAAAACAUUAGGACCAAUUUUCAAGCUUAACUUAGGUAUCACUUUAUUAAUUACCACAAAUGCAAAUGAUACAAAAACAUUAUUUCGGAAUGAGGGAGUUCAACCUAUUAGACCACCUUUUCCUGCUUUGUAUCAUUAUAGAAAAAAAGAAUUUAAUAGCACAGGUGUGGUUCCUGGAAAUGGGGAUGAAUGGUAUAAAUUUAGAACAGGGGUAACGCCAUUGUUAAGAAACCCAGUGGUCGCCCAUUAUUUAAAUAAACAUGAAAUUGUAGCAAAAGAUUUUCUAAGUUAUUUAGAGAGCAAAUCCAAUGAAAAUAAUGUUGUAAAUGAUCUAUAUGAACUUUUACAAAGAUAUACAAUUGAAGCUAUUUCUGUUGUUUGUCCAGGCGCUAGAUUUAAUUGUUUUAAAAAUUCAGAGAUAAAUGAAAUUCUGGAAGCAGGCAAAAAUUUCAUGGAUGGAUUAUAUGACACCCUAAUGGGACCUCCAAUUUGGAAGUUAUUUAAAACUAAAGGUUAUAAGAAACUUGAAUCUUCUCACAAGGUUAUUUAUAGAAUAAUGAAGAAUCACUUAUAUAAUUUAAAACUUCAGUUUAAUGAAAAUGCUGAAAAAGUGAAGGUCAAUCAACCGUUUAUGUAUGCAUUAUUUAGUAAUGAUAAAUUGUCCUGGGAGGAUAAAAUAAUGGUUUCAAUGGAAGUUUUUUUUGGAGGGAUAGAUGCUACAGCCACUACAAUUGCUUUCACUUUAUAUUAUCUUUCCAAAAACAAACAUAUACAGGAAAAAGCCAGGAGUGAUGUCAAAAAUGGGAAUUAUGGGUAUUUAAGAGCAUGCAUAAAAGAAACUUUAAGGAUGUCCCCCACUGCAGGAGCUAAUAGCAGGGUUUUGGUGCAAGAUGCUGUUAUUGGUGGAUAUUUAAUACCAAAACAUACCUUGGUUUCUGCAUUUAGUCCUAUAACUUCAAAUGAUGAAAGUUAUUUUAAAGAAGCAAAUAAAUACAUCCCCGAUCGAUGGUUACGGGAAAAUCAUGAAGAUUGUCAUAAAUUUGCUUCUUUACCAUUUGGUCAUGGACCAAGGAUGUGUCCAGGAAAAAGAAUAGCCGAAAACGAAAUGAUUAUUUUACUGAAAGAGAUAUUACUGCAUUUCGACCUGGAACUACCUGAAAAUGUUAAUGUUGGAAUGGUUACUAGAAUGAACAGAGUGCCAGAUAGACCAAUAAACAUAAAAUUUACUAAAUUAAUUGUCUAGGAAAUUUAUGACU